Molecule: messenger RNA, 3319 nt
Organism: Portunus trituberculatus (swimming crab)
Lineage: Eukaryota; Metazoa; Arthropoda; Malacostraca; Decapoda; Portunidae
Product: multiple inositol polyphosphate phosphatase 1-like
Exons: 10
Coding region: 164-1537 (457 amino acids)
Molecular function (GO): inositol phosphate phosphatase activity; acid phosphatase activity
Source: RefSeq, a predicted model, not a curated record
CCGAUCCAAAGGCCUGGCUCCGGAGCGAUCCCGAACCACCUGUAGCAUCAAGGUCAAGAUUAAGUGGCCUUGGAGGUGGGCAGUAUGGCAGGUAGCUGUACGUGAGAAACAACGCUGCAAACCACUGUCCAUCCAUGAACCUUAGGCUGGUCCAUCAGAUAACAUGGGAAGACAAGGUGCCACAGCUUCUGGCUUGACUCUCUGCCUUGUGUUGCUGUGUUGCCAGUGCCACAGCUUACCCAUUUGUGAGGGUGUAGAAGAUGAUACACCACUCCACCUGCUGUCCACAAAGACAGGAUACUUCAAUGCCCACAAAGAUGGAAGCCAUUGGGAAAAAUACUCUGAGGCAGUGCGUGGCUGCUCAGCAAAGCAGGUGUGGCUGCUGGCAAGGCAUGGCACGCGCUUCCCCACUGCCAAUGACAUGGGACACUUGGUGAAACUAUUGCCACCUCUCAGCCAGAGGAUCAGGGAUAACCAUCGUCAUGACAGAGGCUGCCUUAAAGAGCGUGAUGUGUCUCAGCUAACAGACUGGUUUCCUCCCUUUGAGCUGCGUGACAGAGAGCAGUUACAGGAAAUGGGGCAUGACGAGAUGGCUUCCAUUGGCACACACUGGCGUGAAUUCCUUCCUGAUCUAUUCGAUGUGGAUUUUGAUUCCAGCUUGUUCAAGAUUGAUUUUACUGUCAAAAAUCGCACAGAGCAGAGUGCAUACCAUUUUCUGCGAGGCAUGUUUGGGGAGGACACAGUGGGCAACAUUGAACUACCAAAAGCCUACAGCCCAAACUUUAUUUUGAGGUUCUACAAGGCAUGUCCAAGGUGGCUGCAGGAGGUCUACAAGAACAAUGAAACUACUUACAAAGAGCGUUGGUUAUUUACUGAAACAGAACACUUCAAGAAAAUGGUUCAUGCAGUCAGUGCCAGGCUUGGUUUUAUGCAUCCUCUGUCCACAGAUGAGGUGGUUGCAAUGUACGACGAGUGUCGCUAUGAAGCAGCUUGGUGGCCACAGCGGAAGAGUGCUUGGUGCUCAGCCUUCUCCCACUAUGACUUUGAAGUAAUGGAAUACCAUCAGGACUUGAAGUACUACUAUGAAGACAGUUUUGGUCAUCCCAUGAAUGGAAAGACCGCUUGCCAAACCCUGAAUGACAUACGCAAACUAUUUCAGCAUGCAGUUCAAAAGGAUGGAGAGGUCAAGCCAAGAGGUGUGUUCUACUUUGCUCAUGAUAAGACUGUGUUCAAGGUCAUGGCCAGUCUGGGUCUAUUCCGGCCACCCCAGCACCUGCGUCAUGACAACUUUGAGGACAUGAGGAACAGAGUGUGGAGGACCAGCUUCAUCUCGCCCUUUGCUGCAAACCUGGCAUUUGUUCUCUACAAGUGUGAGCCAGAAUACAAGGUUGCUCUGUUCUUCCAAGGGGAGCCGGUACCUAUAGGUGAGGCCUGCCAGAGAACUGUGUGUGCUUGGGAGGAAUUCCAGCGCUGGCUGAAGGAAAACCAUCUCUCCUGUGACCUCAAUGCCCUCUGUAUGUUGAAGGAUGAACUCUAGUGAUAGAGUAAUAGGAUGUUUUGAGUAAAUAUCAAUUCCUGGACAUGCUCUCUGGAAUGAAAGGAAGAUAAGGUUGUGGAGGGGCAGGAGAAUUAUCUUGUAAUCUCCCAACACUUAACGGGUUGAAUGGUCUGCUUAAUGCAGUUAUUCUUCAUGUGAAGAAAACAGGCUGUGUAUUAAUUUAUUUCAAAGAUUUUUCUGAGUGUUAAUUUUAAGCAAGUGUAUUAGAGAUCAUUUUUAAUUCAGAGUAUAUUACGAGUUCUACAUUAAAUAAUUUAAUUCAAAUAAUUUAAUUCAAAGUUUAUUAUAAGCUCUACAUUAAUAAUCAUUUGCACCAAUGCUUGAGCAUAGAUUGUCAAACAGUAGAUGGUUUUGAGAUCACAGUUCAUGCUGGCAUGGACAGAUGUUCAGUUUUCAGUGCCACUUUUCAAACUCUUGCUAACAUUAAAUGUCACUGAAAAUUGCGUUUAGGUAUCGUGACCCCAAGUUUAUCACAGGGUUGCUUCAGAGGCAAUUGCAAAUGUCUAAAAUCCACAUUAUAUUAAAGCUCCCCUUGAAAAAAAAAGUAAAGGCAAAACAGAAUGAGUUUCCAUUUUACAGUAUUAAUGUAAUAGUGAAAUUCACUUGUAUAUUAGAAAUGCUCCAUUGUACAGUAUAUACAGUAUUUAGUAUCCACGUGUUUGGUGAUGUACUACUUUGAGAAAGUUAUGUACAUCACUUACAUGACAAAGCAGGUGCUCCCACUUAGGUGGUGCCCUCCCCCAGACUGCAGAUAGCAAGCUGUUUUUCUUAUCCAGUUAUAUUUUCAGGUGCAUUAAUUAUCUGCAAUAAGAGCUCUUUUACUCAUGGCCUCAAAGAUAUUAAUGCACAGAUCUUGAUUUUUAUAUGUUUACCUAGUUUGUGAUUGUAAUCUAGUCCAGUGAUAAUGAUCAGAAACUCCUUAGGCUGCCUUCACAUGACUUUUUUUUCCAGCACUGUAGAAUGAUUGCACAGGUAUGUAUUUGAAUAAGCAUGUCUUCACUUUCAUGUCUUUCUCUGUGUAGUUUGUCUACAGCAGUGCACAGAAUACUUGUCAGUUUGUUCAAGAUGGAGGAUAUAAAGAAGAAAAUGGCAUCUAUAUAUCGAAUGAAGAAUAGUGGACCCACCCACUAAGCAGCUCUAGGCUUCCCCAAGGAGCAUUCUGUACAUUAUAUUAUGGCCUAAAAGUUAAGGAAGAUGACUUGCCAUGAACAAAAUAUAUUCAGUGUAUCAUUGGUACUAGUUUAAUAUUUUUUGGUGAAACUAUCAUUAUCAACAAUGUAAAAAAAAUGCAACAACUUCUACAUGAUAACCACCACCACUACUGACACUCUAGUUUUAGUGAGACUAUUAUUAUGUAAAAAAAGGCAUCACUUAACUUUACGAUAACAACCACCACCACCACUGACACUUGGUGAAAAACUUCCCUUCAGAAGGACUUCUUAAAUUUGUAGUGUUCUAAAGCACCUGGUGCCAUGCUGGUAAGAAGUGCAUACCUACAGUAAAUCAUUGCCACGAGGGAAUUACUUACUAUGCGAGGUGGUUCAGAAUACUUACUGCAGAAGUCUAUGGAUCCCUUCAGGAAUUUUUUUUUUUUUUUUUUUACCAGCAGUGGUGGUUCAUUAGUUUCAUUACUGUAUUAGCAGAGGUACACUAUUUAAAAUAAUGGUUUUACAGAGCAUAAUGAGAAGUCACCAUCAGCUUUCAGGUCACAUUAUUGCUCCUUAGAGAAGUCUACAGCUGUUUAUUGCUCUUCUGUGUCUA